Molecule: messenger RNA, 743 nt
Organism: Aspergillus sclerotioniger CBS 115572
Lineage: Eukaryota; Fungi; Ascomycota; Eurotiomycetes; Eurotiales; Aspergillaceae
Exons: 2
Coding region: 164-598 (144 amino acids)
Source: RefSeq, a predicted model, not a curated record
CUACAUUCCUGGCCAUCGAGAUGUUGCGGUUUGGCCUGCUCAACUCCCAGCCGUGGUUCUCCCAUGUUUCCGGGGGUCCUAUGAGGGGAUCAGGUAAGAUGCCGAUUGAUGGGCCGUGGACUGCGCUGAUUUAUCGACUGUAGACGAAGACAAGAGCCAAAACAUGCUGGUUUCCCGCGUCGCCUGUAUCGCCAAACUCCAGCAUAAGAGUAUCGGUUACUCCGGGCCACUAAGCCGCCAGUUGCUCUGCUACCGAUCCCUGAUAUCCGAAGUGCGCUCCACGCUACGGAACCUCAUUGAGGUGGUUCUGACCGGCCUCCUCCUGAGCGGCGAUGCUGAGCGGGAGCGCAACGACUGGGGCGAACUGAGUGUUAAGUUGCCGUUUAUCGACGACAACGACUGCGGUCUGGGCAUCGCUGUGCGUACCUACCUGGAUGAUCUGCCUUUGCAGGCGAAUCCCACAUCGCCGGAGGCGCGGACGGAUGUCAAAGCAAAGGGCAAGGAGUGGUUCCAGCAUAGUGACAGUUUUACGGGCAACCUGGACAUGGCGUUCAAGCUCUGGGAUGCGGUAGGUCCAGCCUCGUGUCUGGUUGCAUGACGUAUUUACUCAUAGUCUUAGGUUUACCGCGGUACACAGAGUGGAGGCACGGAGAUCAAGGACAGCAAGAAUUGGGAGGGUGCGAACCGCUGGUUGGCGGAGCGGCGGUGAUGAGCGAAGGAGGUCCUCUGCUCGGGACAAGAGA